GGGAGCCGGGACGUGCCGACCCGUCCGGGGGGGGCGGAGCCCUGCGGCCCCGAGCCCAGUCCGGGGCGGGGCAGGGGGCGAAGCCACGGUCUUUUCGGGCGUCCAGCGGCACACGCGCCGGGCUGCGGUUCCAGGUACCCCCAGCUCUAGCUCGCAGCAGGCGCGGAUAACUGGAGGCGCGGAGCUGAACCCUCCGCGCCCAGGUCACCUCCCCAGACCUAACCCAGCGGAGACCAGGGCUUCGGGGCUCAGGGACCCCGCCCGGUCGGACCGCGAGCCGGGAGGAGGGCGAGCCCCACCCUGAAAAGAGGGCGCCCCCGAGAGCUGGGAGGCGGCGCCGCGCUCCGGGGGUCGUGUCGUGGGCGCCGUCCUGGUGGCGGGGCGCACACCACGGAGGGGACAUGCGAUCAGAGAAAUCCCUUACGCUGGCGGCGCCGGGGGAGGUCCGGGGACCGGAGGGGGAGCAACAGGAUGCGGGAGACUUCCCGGAGGCCGGCGGCGGCGGCGGCGGCGGCGGCGGCGGCUGCUGUAGUAGCGAGCGGCUGGUGAUCAACAUCUCCGGGCUGCGCUUCGAGACGCAGCUGCGCACCCUGUCCCUCUUCCCCGACACGCUUCUGGGGGACCCCGGCCGCCGCGUCCGCUUCUUCGACCCGCUGAGGAACGAGUACUUCUUCGACCGCAACCGGCCCAGCUUCGACGCCAUCCUCUACUACUACCAGUCGGGGGGCCGGCUGCGGAGGCCGGUCAACGUGCCGCUGGACAUCUUCCUGGAGGAGAUCCGCUUCUACCAGCUGGGGGACGAGGCCCUGGCGGCGUUCCGCGAGGACGAGGGUUGCCUGCCCGAAGGCGGCGUGGACGAGAAGCCCCUGCCCUCCCAGCCCUUCCAGCGCCAGGUGUGGCUGCUCUUCGAGUACCCCGAGAGCUCGGGGCCGGCCCGGGGCAUCGCCAUCGUCUCGGUCCUGGUCAUCCUCAUCUCCAUCGUCAUCUUUUGCCUGGAGACGCUGCCCCAGUUCCGUGCAGACGGCCGAGGUGGAAGCAAUGGUGGUGAUGUGGGCCGAGUCUCCCCGGCGUCCAGGGGCAGUCAGGAGGAAGAGGAGGAGGAUGACGAUUCAUACGUGUUUCACCCCGGCAUCACCCCCGGGGGGAUGGUGGCAGGGGGCUCAUCCUCGCUAAGCACUCUGGGGGGCUCCUUCUUCACGGACCCCUUCUUUCUGGUGGAGACGCUGUGCAUCGUCUGGUUCACCUUCGAGCUGCUGGUGCGCUUCUCCGCCUGCCCCAGCAAGCCGGCCUUCUUCCGCAACAUCAUGAACAUCAUCGACCUGGUGGCCAUCUUCCCCUACUUCAUCACGCUGGGCACCGAGCUGGUGCAGCAGCAGGAGCAGCAGUCGGCCAGCGGAGGCGGCGGCCAGAACGGGCAGCAGGCCAUGUCCCUGGCCAUCCUCAGAGUGAUCCGCCUGGUCCGCGUGUUCCGCAUCUUCAAGCUCUCCCGCCACUCCAAGGGGCUGCAGAUCCUGGGCAAGACCUUGCAGGCCUCCAUGCGGGAGCUGGGGCUGCUCAUCUUCUUCCUCUUCAUCGGAGUCAUCCUCUUCUCCAGCGCCGUCUACUUCGCGGAGGCCGAUGAUGACGAUUCACUCUUUCCCAGCAUCCCGGAUGCCUUCUGGUGGGCAGUGGUUACGAUGACCACUGUAGGUUAUGGGGACAUGUACCCCAUGACAGUGGGGGGCAAGAUCGUGGGCUCGCUCUGCGCCAUCGCCGGUGUCCUCACCAUCGCCCUGCCCGUGCCCGUCAUCGUCUCCAACUUCAACUACUUCUACCACCGGGAGACCGAGCAGGAGGAGCAGGGCCAGUAUACUCAUGUCACCUGUGGGCAGCCUACCCCAGACCUGAAGGCAGCUGACAAUGGACUUGGCAAACCUGAAUUCUCUGAGGCCACCCGGGAGCGGAGACCCAGCUACCUUCCCACUCCACAUCGGGGGUAUGCAGAGAAAAGGAUGCUCACUGAGGUUUGAUAGAUACAGGCAGCGCCUGCACAGAAGGAAGACACAGAGCAAAAUGAUCCCUUAGGGUUCCUUCUCAUCCUCCACUACUUGCACCUCAGCUCCUGUUGACUUCUGACUCCCUCCCCUACAUCCAGCGGUUGGCGCCAGAACCAUAUACCUGGACUGUCAACCUUGUUACCUGACCCCUGCAGCAUCCAAGGUUUAUCCAUCUAAGUGACAGUUUUGAAAUUCUAAUGGUGCCACCCAUUCAUGCCCAUCUUCUGUCACAUGGAUGAGUUUUCCAUCUGACCUUCCCUCAAGACUCUGACUUUUCAUGUCUGGGACUUGUAAUAUCUCUAGGAACAGAAAUGUCACCAGGAUGGAAACCAGGCACCCCUUGGUCCUGUUUCUCCUUAGCAUCCUUUGCUUUGGGGCAUGCACCUGUCUUCGCUUCUGGCCACACGGUAACUAGCAGACGCUGGUGGAUAGAAACAGUACCCAUCCUGCCGUUUUCCUCCAGUGCCCUAGAACACCGGACCCUUGGUAGAGCUUUCAGCUGCACAGCCUCAAGUUAUGUUAUUCAUCUCUAAUCUUGGUUGGAAUUAGAGAAACUACAAUUAGGCUUGGCUAUUUGGAGGAUCUUAGAGUCAAUCUCGAACCAAAGGGGUCAAUGGAUUCCUCCAGGUGUCAUCUGGUGCAGUGGACAUCAAUCUUUGGUCCACACUUAGUCCUCCUCACUCUGAUCCCCUGACUGUAGCUUCCAGGAGGGUUCCCUCUCAGAGCCAAAUAAGUCUUUUUACGUGCACGUGCCUUCCUGGGCAAGGAGCUGGAAAAGGGGGAGCCACAGAGCCUGGAGACACAGCUGACUAGAGUCAGGCACCUGGCUUGACUGCUUAUCUGAAGAUUAGACGAUGCCACCUUGGGGUGUGGGGUGCAGAGGAAUCUUGUCACCGACAGCAAAUUUCUGUCCCUCACUUCCCCCAGCCCUCCCACUCUUCUUCCUGGGAAUUUGAAGUAGGAUUGCAGUUGAAGGCUUUCAAAAGUGGACUCCAGCUUAAAUCCACAGACAGGUAAAAGCACAUAUGGGAUGCUAGUGUGGGUGGGUUUUUUUUCUUCCUAUUUUAUAGGCAAUGAAAUAGGUGCUUUAGAGUAAGGAAGACACAUUAUUCCUUUGCUGACAGCUUCCCUGUUAGAGAUUUUUUGCUGAGUCAAGCAAACAUGCUCCUGCUCUGGCCCUUGGAGCAGCUGUAAACUGCUCUCACUGGUGAGGUGACGGCGUGGCGGUCCCACCUGCACUAAGCCAUCGUCUUCCAUCAUGAGCCCCUCCUUCUGUCCCACUUGCCCGCUUCCCCUCCUCUUUCGCCUCGUAACAUUGUCAUUCAUGUGUUGCCUUGAUAAACUGUGAUUUACUGUUCUGAGCUCUCCUGGGUGCAGUUCAGAAACCAAAAGGACUGUUAACAUGUUUUAAAUUUUAUAAUCUCGGCUCUAAGACUCUUGGAUGAGAAUUUUUUUUUUUUUUACAAAAUAUUUUCUCGAAGAGCAGCUUAUGAG
Molecule: messenger RNA, 3530 nt
Organism: Camelus dromedarius (Arabian camel)
Lineage: Eukaryota; Metazoa; Chordata; Mammalia; Artiodactyla; Camelidae
Gene: KCNA6
Product: potassium voltage-gated channel subfamily A member 6
Exons: 1
Coding region: 402-2009 (535 amino acids)
Biological process (GO): potassium ion transmembrane transport; protein homooligomerization
Cellular component (GO): membrane; voltage-gated potassium channel complex
Molecular function (GO): delayed rectifier potassium channel activity; protein binding
Source: RefSeq, a predicted model, not a curated record